UCUUAUAUUAUCCAUCUCUAGUCCUAAAAGUGUCAUGAAAUCACAUAGCCUAUCUACGAAUUUGUUCAUCAAGUAGAGAAGGGAAAGCGGAGGAGAAAAACACCACGUAUUAAGCAAAAACCAAUGAGAAAACCCAUUUUCUAUAUAUAAAUCUAUGUGUAUUUGCAUGCAUAUGUGUGUACAUAUAUAGCUCUCUAAACCCUUUUUGCGUCUGUUUGUUUUCAAACCCUCCCGCGAAGCGAAUUCUGCAGUUCUCGAUUUCCCCCAAAUUUCCUUCAGCGAAUUCAAUUAGCUGAGGGAAAGAUAGCUUCUUUGGCAAGAAAUACUCGAUUCAAGUCAUUCGAUUCGUUUUGAAUUGGAUCUUUAAUUGGGGUGUUGAAUUUGGGUAGAUCUGAAUUUUGGUGGCUUACUUCUUCUACUUUUGGUUUGAUUGGGCUUAAGUUAAUUCGGUUCAGUUGAAUGGAGGACGCGAGUAAACAGAGCCUCGAUGGGUUAACCCCCGUCCCAUCUGCCGGUGAUGGAGCUGUCGAGCUGCACAACUUAACUGAACAGCAACUUUCACCAAAAGAUGAAAGGGUUGCUUCUGCAAAUCCUUCUCCAGAUGCCAUCUCAGAAGCCCCAAGAAGCACCAAAAAUCAGCCUGCAAUUUCAGAAACAAGUGGAGCUCUUACCAAUAUGCAUCCAUUCAACUCAUAUACACCUCCAGAACAGGCUUAUUACUUUGGAGGUUAUGAGAAUGGCAGUGGUAACUGGGAUGAACAUUAUGUUAAUGCGAACAACUUGCAUGUCAUACCUCCGGGAAUGUACAAUGAUAACUCCUCGCUCUUCUUUCCCCCGGGCUAUGGCUUUGACUCCCAGAUGGCAUAUGGACAGUUCUCCCCACUUGCUAGCCCUCUAUCUCCAAUAAUGAUUGAUGGUCAGCUGUUUUCUCCACACCAAAUGCCAGUGAAUCCUCCUUACUAUCCAUCUGCUGUUUCGCCUGGCCCACCACAUGUUACCUCAGCAGUUCCAGCUUCACAGACUGAACUAGUCCCAUCAGGAAGUAGCAGCCAAGAAAAUCUUAUCGACAAUGCAUUUUUUGGGCCAGGAUCUGGUUACUAUCUACCAUUUGGAUCUUUUGGUGGAGGAGAUCUCUCUGGAAGCAGUGGCCUUGGUGUUUACAAGUUCCCGGGCGAUUUUGGAUCCAGCGACCCGUUGCCAAGUCGCUCAAGUUCCUUAGAUACUAGCAGGUUCAUGUCUCCAUUAACUUCUGGAACUGUAUACCCUCAACCUAUUGGCAUACUUGGAUCCUAUGAGCAAAAUGUUGGACAGCAGGCACAAUUUCAGGGUUUUGGGUUACCGUCAAACUCUCAUGCUAGACAUCUUUCCCAUGGUGGUCCUUACCAAAGUGCUAUUGGGCCUAGUUCUAACCGUAAUCGAUUUUAUGCUGACAAAGGUGGAAGACGUGAAAGGGAUCGAGACACUGUCAGUAUUUCUACUGAUGCACUUGGUAUCUCAGGUGAUCGGAACCGAGGACCUAGGGCUUCAAAGCCCAAAAGCAAGAGCUUGCCUGAAGAGAGCUCUUUGGCUGGCAUUAAGGAUGUUGAGUCUACUUCUGGGUUUCAUAUACAUAAUUUUAACUCCCCGGACUUCAUAACCGAUUAUGAACGUGCAAAAUUUUUUGUUAUUAAGUCUUUCAGUGAGGAUAACAUCCACAAAAGUAUAAAAUACGGUGUUUGGGCCAGCACACCACUUGGAAACCGAAAACUAGAUGCUGCCUAUCGCGAAUCAAAGGAAAUGGAAGGCAUUUGUCCGCUGUUCCUCUUGUUCUCAGUUAAUGCUAGUGGACAGUUUUGUGGUGUAGCUGAGAUGGUUGGGCCUGUUGACUUUGAGAAUGAUGCUGAUUACUGGCAGCAGGAUAGGUGGAGUGGUCAGUUUCCUGUGAAAUGGCAUAUUAUCAAAGAUGUACCCAACAGUCGCUUCCGCCAUAUACUUCUUGAGAAUAAUGACAACAAGCCUGUCACGCACAGUCGAGAUUCACAAGAGGUGAAACUCGAACAGGGAAUAGAAAUGUUAAGAAUUUUCAAGAACCAUGAUGCUGAUACAUCCCUUCUUGAUGAUUUCAACUUUUAUGAUGAGCGGGAGAAAACUUUGUUGGAGAGGAAGGCAAAACAGCGAGCCAGCUCAACUGGAAAUACAGCAGCUACACUUGCUACUGAAUCAAUAAAUCAACUGUCAGAUAACCUGGCGGAAACUCUCCGUCUGGGUGGUGGUAAGAACCUUUCCAAGAUGGAACCGGAGUAGCUCCGGUGUUCAGAUGGUAGCAGACUGCAACUGCUUGUAGUUGAGAAUUUGUAUUGGAAGUUGCUGACUGGGAUCAAUGAGGUGAUAUUUUCAUUCAUCUAAAGCUUACCAUCUUUGCUUGCACUCUGUCUGCUGCCUCUUUUUUAUCUAAAUUGCUGUGUUUUUCUUAGUAGUUGGUUGUUAUUUGGAAUUCUUAGGUACAGCAGUCUGACAUUCCUCACUUAUUUUUCUUUUUCUCCUUCUUUUGCCCCUUCAUUUAUUGCCCAACUAUUUCUUGUUAAGAUAGGUGGUAUUUGGCAUAGGGGAUUACAGGUCUCACAUGCCUGGUGCUCACCAGUUGUACUUUAGUUUUUCUUCAUUUUAGUGCAGGGCGAUUAUUUUCGGUUGCCAUGCAGUAGCAAUUUGUAUAAGCCUCAAAAUAGGUGGCAGUUAAUUGAAGGAAUGCAGCUACAUGAUUACAGAAAACAAAUGAGUAGUUGUUCCUUGUUAAAUAACUGAUAUUCUGAAUGAAGCAUAAACUAUGUACCAUUUCUGUACC
This is a messenger RNA of Sesamum indicum (sesame), 2821 nucleotides long. RefSeq names its product YTH domain-containing protein ECT4. Gene Ontology annotation, cellular component: cytoplasm. Gene Ontology annotation, biological process: mRNA destabilization. Gene Ontology annotation, molecular function: mRNA binding. NCBI's taxonomy places the organism in Eukaryota, Viridiplantae, Streptophyta, Magnoliopsida, Lamiales, Pedaliaceae. The record is from RefSeq and is a predicted model, not a curated record.